This is a messenger RNA of Erythranthe guttata (spotted monkey flower), 2090 nucleotides long. Lineage: Eukaryota; Viridiplantae; Streptophyta; Magnoliopsida; Lamiales; Phrymaceae. The record is from RefSeq and is a predicted model, not a curated record.
UAAUCGUCAAACCCCACAAUCAUAAUAACAAACACACAGUAAAAAAGAUUUUGAAAAAUUAAACUUAGGCCCACACCAAAUUUUGCCAAUAUUAGUAGCAUCAUCAUUCAUCAAUGACAAAAAAGACCACCUCACCUCACAUAAAUUAAAAUAUUAUUGCAACUUCCCUUUAUAUUAAUCCCUUAAACCAAAAUCAAUUCUUCACAAUCAUCUCUCUCUCUCUCCUCUAUUUUAUCUCUCUAGAAUGGAGUUUUUAUCAUCAGUUUUUCCUGAGUUUACAGAGAUGGAGGCACCUGUUUUAUCAGCAAUAUUAACAGUAAUUAUAUCAGGAUUAUUAUUAUGGUAUUUUUAUGAGCCAUAUUGGAGUGUUAGAAAAGUGCCAGGUCAGCCACCAAUUCCAAUUCUAGGACAUCUCCCUUUGCUUGCCAAACAUGGCCCUGAUGUUUUCUCUGUUCUUGCCAACCAAUACGGUCCCAUUUUCAGGUUUCAUAUGGGGAGACAGCCACUAGUGAUUAUAGCUGAUGCAGAGUUAUGCAGAGAAGUUGGUAUAAAGAAAUUCAAAUACUUUUCCAACAGAAGCAUCCCUUCUCCCAUUGCAGCUUCUCCUCUUCAUCAAAAAGGCCUCUUCUUCACAAAGGACGGACAAUGGUCGGCUAUGCGAAACACGAUUCUAUCCGUUUAUCAGCCGUCUCAUCUUGCGAAAUUAAUUCCUACCAUGCAAGAAUUCAUUGAAUCCGCCACUUCGAAUCUCGACGCUAAAGAUUUCGUCUUUUCUGAUCUAUCACUUAAAUUAGCAACAGAUGUGAUUGGACAAGCUGCAUUCGGGGUCGAUUUCGGCCUCUCCAAGCCCAAUUCCGUCACUAAGUUAAACAACAAAAACGACGAAAAUCAAGUCCAGGAAUUCAUCAAGCAACAUAUUUACUCCACUACCCAACUCAAAAUGGAUUUAUCCGGCUCGUUUUCGAUCAUAUUAGGCCUCCUUAUUCCGAUCCUACAAGAACCCUUUCGACAGAUUCUCAAACGAAUACGUUUCACCAUGGACUGGAAAGUCGAACGAACAAACAAGAAUCUGACUAACAGGCUCGAUGAGAUCGUUCAGAAAAGAACGAAAGACAACGUUGGAUCGAAAGAUUUCUUGUCCCUUAUACUUCGAGCAAGAGAAAUGGAGACAGCUGCAAAGAACGUCUUCACAUCGGAUUACAUCAGCGCAGUCACUUACGAGCAUUUAUUGGCCGGAUCAGCAACUACUUCGUUUACGUUAUCUUGCAUCGUUUAUUUGGUAGCUUCCCAUUUAGAAGUCGAGCGGAAGGUUCUAGAAGAAAUCGACUCGUUUGGGCCCCACGGUCAAAUUCCCACAGCCAAUGAUCUUCAACACAAGUUUCCUUAUCUUGAUCAGGUAAUUAAAGAAGCAAUGAGGUUCUAUACAGUUUCACCUUUAGUUGCUAGAGAAACAUCAGCAGAAGUUAGUAUUGGAGGCUAUGUUCUCCCAAAGGGAACAUGGGUGUGGUGGGCUAUAGGUGUUCUAGCAAAAGAUCCGAAAAAUUUCCAAGAACCGGAGAAAUUCAGACCAGAAAGAUUCGAUCCAAACUGCGAAGAGGAAAAAAGAAGGCAUCCUUACGCAAACAUCCCGUUUGGCAUAGGGCCUCGUGCUUGCAUCGGACAGAAAUUCACCUUGCAAGAACUCAAACUUUCGAUGAUUCAUCUAUACAGAAAUUACGUAUUCCGCCACUCCCCACAGAUGGAGAACCCCUUGGAAUUCGACUACGGCAUUGUACUCAACUUCAGACAUGGCGUAAAGGUUCAAGCCAUCAAACGCCCAUGAAAAAAUAGAAGCACGUCUGUUAGAAUAAUAUAAUAUAAAUUCAUUUUGAUUUAGUUUAGCCUUAAUUAGGUGAUUUGAUUAGAUUCAAUCAAGUCUUAAUUAGUGAUUUGAUUAGUGAUUUGAUUAGAUUCAAUCAAGUCUUAAUUAGUGAUUUGAUUAGGGAUUUGAUUAGGUGUAAUUAGUUUCUUCCUUUAUUAUUUCUCUCUUGUGUGUAUAUAAAUGUACAAGCUCUCAUUGAUGAAAUACAAGACACAAUUCAUCUUUUUCA